AUGGGGACCACGGAUGAGGAGGGCGGUCAGCCUGCACCUGCUAUGCAGGUCAUCGUUUUGGGCUCGGGUGGCGGCCCUCUAGAGACAAAUAUCACGUCAUUCCUGGUGCGCUCCCUGGCCACCGGCUGGGCCAAGGGCUCGAUUGUCUCGGUCGAUUCCGGCGUCCUUAUGGGCUCCAUCGCCAGCAUCCUUGAGAAGACCCAGCCAGAAGGCCUCGGCAAGUCUGAUGCUCUGCCUCUCCCCUACACCCUCACCGAGGGGCCCUUUGCCGGCCUGGAACUGCCCCAUGCGUCGCCCACGGCAAACGCUGCGCACAUUGUGAGCUUCCACGUCGACACUUUCAUGAUCACGCAUCCUCAUCUCGACCACAUCUGCGGCUUUGUCGUCAACACGGCCGGCUUCCUCGGGUCAAAACAGAAGCGGCUGGCGUGCUCGACUUCCACUGCGGACGCUUUCAAGUACCACAUAUUCAACGAUGUCAUUUGGCCAAACCUCACGUCCUUCAACGGCGGCGCGGGGCUGGUCGUCUACCAUGAGCUCAACGAGGGAGGCUCUCCUGCCUUUGGGGAAGGCGACAGCAAGGGCUAUCUCGAGAUCAGCGAUGGCAUCUCGGUCAAGAUGUGGGGCGUGAGCCACGGCCAUUGCAUCAGCAAACGGACGCAGCGCAGUAGCAAUUCAUCCUCAGCGUACAGCAGUGUCGACGCCGGCAGUGUACCCCCGAACUCGAGCCUCAUCAGCCCCCGUGCCACCAUGGCACAGAACACAGCCAUUGCUCCGGGCCUGGCAUCCCUGGCUCAACCCCCCCAACGGGAAUCAAGCGCUCCGUUACCUGGCAGUUCUGCACCCUCUGGCACGAGCUUCCCCUCCAGAACCAACACAUCCACCACCUCUGCGCCAAACGAGAAUGUAGUCAUCUACAAUAGCAGCGCCUACUUCAUCCGAGACGUCACGACCGGCCGAGAGGUGCUCAUUUUCGGCGACGUUGAGCCGGACUCCAUGUCCCACUGGCCUCGGAACAUCCAGGUCUGGCAGGACGCCGCGCCCAAGAUCGUGGCCGGCCACCUCAAGGCCGUCUUCAUCGAGAGCAGCUACGACAACUCGCAGACCAACGACCGGCUCUUUGGGCACAUGACGCCCCGCUUCCUCAUGGAGGAGCUCAGCGUCCUCGCUGACGAGGUCAGGGCCGCGCGGGCGGCCGCCGCGCACGAGGCCCGUGAGGCGAGGGACGCGAGGAAGCGCAAGCGGUCCGUCGGCGACGACCUCGGCAUGGCGGCGUCCCACGGCGGCGGGGGCGGCCGGCGGAAGCCCAGCGCGGUGCAGAGGAUCGGCAGCUUCGGCCUCGAGGACCCCGUGUCGCCCAGGUCUACGCGCCGGGCGUCCCGCGCGGGCACAGACUCGCCGCACCUGACGACGCCGACGGCCGAGCUCUCGCUCAGGGACCUGCCCCACCACCACCAGCACUCGGCCCUGCCUCCCGGGGCGGCACCCGAGCGGUCGGAUUCGUUCCCGCCGCCUCCCGCGGCGCCGGCGGGCCCGCCGCUCCAGGGCCUCAAGGUGGUGGUCAUCCAUAUCAAGGACAAGGCGCAGGACGGCGAGACGGUGGGCGAGACGAUAUUGCAGGAGCUGCUGGAGCACGAGGAGGUCGCGCAGCUCGGCUGCGAGUUUGUCAUCCCGCAUCAGGGCAUGAGCUUGUAUUUUUAG
Molecule: messenger RNA, 1701 nt
Organism: Thyridium curvatum
Lineage: Eukaryota; Fungi; Ascomycota; Sordariomycetes; Thyridiales; Thyridiaceae
Exons: 2
Coding region: 1-1701 (566 amino acids)
Biological process (GO): cGMP catabolic process; cAMP catabolic process; negative regulation of glucose mediated signaling pathway
Molecular function (GO): 3',5'-cyclic-AMP phosphodiesterase activity; 3',5'-cyclic-GMP phosphodiesterase activity
Source: RefSeq, a predicted model, not a curated record